UGCGAGCCGGACACGGAGCGCCCCUCUCCCCAGCCAGGACGGCACCAACCGCUUCCCCCAGCUUGUGAGCGAGUGACUCCAGCCCCGAGGGAGACACCCAUAAAGCCGGAGUCUGGUGAGAGAUUUGUAACCCGCCCCAGCCCCACGCUCACAGAGUCCAGAUCUCUCAGAUUUAGCCACCGUAGGUACCAGCCGCUUGGGUCCCAUCAUGGCGUUUCCUGAGCCGAAGCCCAAGAAGCCAGAGCUGCCAAAGAAGCUGGUGCAGACUCUGGAGUGCAAACAGGGAGCGGUCAGGGCAGUGAGGUUUAAUGUGGAUGGAAAUUACUGUCUCACCUGUGGAAGCGACAAGUCCCUGAAGCUGUGGAACCCCCACAAGGGGACCCUCCUGAAGACCUACAGUGGCCACGGCUACGAAGUGUUGGACGCGGCUGGCUCCUUUGAUAACAGCCAGCUCUGUUCCUGUGGGGCCGACAAAACGGUCGUCCUGUGGGAUGUAGCCAGUGGGCAGGUGAUCCGCAAGUUCAGAGGUCACGCAGGGAAGGUGAACUGUGUGCAGUUCAACGAGGAGGCCACCGUGAUCCUGUCGGGCUCAAUCGAUUCCAGCGUCCGCUGCUGGGACUGCCGCUCACGCAGACCCGACCCCAUCCAGAUCCUGGACGAAGCCAAGGACGGGGUGUCCAGCCUGAAAGUGUCGGAUUACGAGAUCCUCUCUGGCUCUGUGGACGGCCGCGUCCGGCGCUACGACCUGCGCGCAGGGGAGCUGUACUCGGAUUACGUUGGAAGCCCCGUCACCAGCGUGUGUUUCAGCAAGGACGGGCAGUGCACGCUGGCUGCCAGCCUGGACUCCACCCUGCGCCUGCUGGACAAGGACACUGGGGAGCUGCUGGGCGAAUACACCGGCCACAAGAACACGGCCUACAAGCUGGACUGCUGCCUGAGCGAGAAGGAUACGCACGUGGCCAGCUGCUCGGAGGACGGGCAGGUGUAUUUCUGGGACCUGGUUGAGGGCUCCCUGACGCUGAGCCUGCCCGUGGGCAGAGGCGUGGUCCAGUCCCUGUCCUUCCACCCCAGCGAGCCUGGUCUGCUCACGGCCAGUGAGGGGCGCGUGCAGUUCUGGAGGGAGGAGACCCACACAGCCGAGGAGCAGCCGCCCGCCUGUUGAGCUGGAGCAUCAGGUGUCCCUCCGGCCAAUCACACACGGACUCAGCCUUGGGGCAGCUGCUUUAUUGAGCCCUGUCUGAGUGGGGGCGGCGGCAGCAGCAAGCCCCAGAGCAUGGCAUGCGGGGGGGGGGAGCCCAACUUCUUCCCCUACACAGCAGCUCAGAGCCCAGCCAUGCAGGGGUCCUGGGCCUGCCCAGCAACCCUCUACCAACCAGUGACCCUACAGCCCCCCUCUAACUGCCCAGCCCCCCACUCCAGGGGGUAUCUGGACACAGCCACAACUGGCUCAGAGGGCCUGGGGGUGGGGAGACUUCAGAAGACAUUAAUGGGGGGACCCCCCAAGGCCUCUAACCAUCAUCCAUCUGGGGCUUUGUUUUUUUUUUAAAUCUUCCCCAAAAUCUAUCCCCCAGUGCCAGGCUGGGCACGGCUACUGCUGCCAGGCGUCCGUUCCAUCGGUCAAGUACCCCACAGUCACCCUCCCUCUGCCCCCAACAGGUCCAGCGAGGGCACGACCAGCACCCCCCAUGGAAACUGACACCUGGGCACCAGCUCCAGCCAGGAGCUAAACUCUCCGUUUUCCCUGCAGCAGAGCUCAGUGCAGCCAGGCGGUUCUCUGCCCCCUGCAAAAGGGGGUGUUCCUAGCACAGGUUAGGACAGACGCGCCCCCGGUCUCCCCAGGGAGCACAGCUCCCAGCCCCCAGGCUGCCCUCGGGACAGGGCUCCGUUAGCCUGCGCUAGGGCCGGAACACGCAGCAGCGGGGGUUUAGUGCCACUUAGCCGCUGACGUUAGAGGGGAGCUGCGAUGGCUGGCUGGCUCUUCGCUGUUGCUAACUGGUGUCCUCACCGCAGGGGAUGGGAGCACAGUUGCUCUUUCCCAAAAGCUGAAUAAUAAAAUCAUGUUUAA
Terrapene triunguis (Three-toed box turtle) is the source of this 2065-nucleotide messenger RNA. RefSeq names its product WD repeat domain 83 (gene WDR83). Gene Ontology annotation, biological process: mRNA splicing, via spliceosome. Gene Ontology annotation, molecular function: protein binding. Lineage: Eukaryota; Metazoa; Chordata; Testudines; Emydidae. The transcript is spliced from 10 exons. The coding region runs from base 209 to 1162 and encodes 317 amino acids. The record is from RefSeq and is a predicted model, not a curated record. Gene Ontology annotation, cellular component: catalytic step 2 spliceosome.